This is a messenger RNA of Penaeus vannamei (Pacific white shrimp), 4686 nucleotides long. Its product is annotated as ras-related protein ced-10. NCBI's taxonomy places the organism in Eukaryota, Metazoa, Arthropoda, Malacostraca, Decapoda, Penaeidae. The record is from RefSeq and is a predicted model, not a curated record. Gene Ontology annotation, biological process: small GTPase-mediated signal transduction. Gene Ontology annotation, molecular function: GTPase activity; GTP binding.
UGGUGUUCGGGCAAGGCAGCUGCACAGUCAGCGAGUCAGUAUGUCUCUAACGCUCGUGGAGUGAAGAAGUGUGUGUCUUGCCGCUGCUGGCGAGUGUGACGUGUACCGCUUAAUCGUUGGAAUAAUACCGGUCCCAGUGUAUCAGCCAUCAGCGCCGGCGAGGGAGUGCCAGCCAAGGGAUGCCAAGUCCCCUAUCACGGCGUCACUGACUCCCCAGCCAGACAACCGGGCCAGCUGUGCAAGCGAAAUGUGAUACUUGUCCGUGAAAUGUGAAUCUGUUCAGCGGUUCCUUCUGGCCAACAACGUUUCUUGUGUGCGGUCCCGUCCGACGCUCGCCGACCCUCAACGUUUGUGGUGUCCUGCCAAACACAGCAUGUGCUAAGGCCUGUUCUCGGGAGACUGUGUUUGAGUUUUAAGGGAAAAUAAGGCUUUACGCUUGAAGGACGUGACUAGAAGGGCAAAGAACAGUAAAAAAAGAAACAAGGAGAGAAAGGGAAAUAUAUAGCAGAUAGAUUAAAAAGAAAGAGAAAGACUGUUAUUUGGCAUUGAGUGUUUCUUACCAUGUAAUCGUCGACGGAGGGUGCGCUGUCAAGAGUCCGUGAGAGAAUCCUAGAGGAGUCCCACACGCAUCAAGUAAUCCCAGGUUCUUCGCGCCGCCCUUCGCGCCUCCAGGAUGGGUGACGGCAGCAGCUCCCGCCCCCUCAAGAUCACCGUGGUGGGCGACGGCACCGUGGGCAAGACCUGCCUCCUCAUCUCCUACACGUCGGGGGAGUUCCCUGUGGAAUAUGUGCCAACAGUGUUCGACAACUAUGCAGGUUCUCACACAGUAGAAGGGCGAUCCUAUGCUAUGACGUUGUGGGACACAGCAGGACAGGAAGAGUACGAGAGAUUGCGUCCACUCUCUUAUCCCGGGACACAUGUGUUCAUAGUGUGUUUUGCGCUGGACAAUCGUGCCAGUUUUGAGAAUGUAUCAUCGAAGUGGCUGCCAGAGCUAAAACAGCAUUGCCCAAAAGCACCAGUGGUCCUUGUUGGUACUAAAAAGGAUGUGAGGAACCUGAAUGUCCUGAGUCCAAGAGAUGGGAAGAAGCUUUGCAAGAAAUGCAGCCUCUCAAAGUAUGUAGAGUGCUCUGCAAAGACACAGGAAGGAGUGCAAGAUGUCUUCACAUAUGCAACAAUGGCUGCUGUAGGUUUAACACCAAGGCAACGACCCUGUGUCAUUAUGUAGUAUCAGCUCUAUAAUUAUUGUUAUAAAACUUCUGCCAACUCAGAGUAGGGCAGGCAAAUAAUGUAUUUGACAUGUUUUUGUAGAAAUUGUCCAGAAAUCAUGUGAAUGUCACUUGUUGAUUAUAACAAUACUCAGUUGAGGAUUUUCUUUCUGCUAUAUUGGAGUUCAGUAUUCAAAAAGUAUGAACAAAAUUAUUUAUAUUUUCAGGUAAGAAAAUGUUGAAUAUUUUGUAAAAAAUGUAUGUACAAAAGACAGAUAGAAAAGCAAGUUUAUGGUGUAUUACCAUUUGUAUAUUUUCUGGUUAGUAACAAAUUAGAAAACAACUUGAUAUAAUGGAAAAUAUAUUUCUAAUUAUUCAUUGCAUUAUGAUUCAGUGUUUAAAACCUACAAGUUUCAAAGAUUUUUAUUUGUUUGUUAAUGAAAUUUAAUGUUCAGUGAGAAGUUUAUUAUCAUUAUGCUUGUAAGGAAGUACAUAAACUUGUUAUGAUGAUAAGAACUUGGUUGAAUAUGUAGUUGCAGUUGGUUUAAAUGGAAAUACAGAAAUGCAUAAACUGCUUUUUAUUGGUCACAGCAUUUUUUACAAAUGAUUGUUGCUUUUUUAUCAUAAUAAAAUUGUAAAAGGGUUUCAAUGGUUCUUCAUAGGUUACUUUCUAUGUUUACUGUCAUUUGGAUUAAAGACUAAUUGUAUUCAUGCUUUGAUAACCUCGGAAGUUACCAAGACUAAUUAUAUGUCUUCUAUAUGGAUUUUCUGUUGUUUAUAUUUAGAUAAUGGAAAAUAAAAAAUUAAAAGUAUACGUAUGUAUCUUAGAUGUGUGUCAGAGCAACAUCAGUUCAGCAACUAUGGAGAAAUGGCUAGGUAAAGUAAAGGUGGCCAAAUGUUCUUUCAGAACUGAAUUAUUUAUUUGUUUUAGAAACAUAGAAAAUCUUUAGAGUAGUAGUUUCUGUUUUCUUUUCAUGCCAGACUAGACAGAAGUAGGACUUUGGAAGAUAUGCAGUGCAUAUACAUUUUUUUUUUUUUAGUGGUAGCAAAAGGGACCAAAUGUAUAUGAUAUGAUAAACAAUGUAAACUUUGUUUUGCAUUUGAAAAGACAAGCUAUAUAUUUAUUAUCUAUUAGAUGUAAGAAAAAUGGUCACAUGAUUGGUAUGUUUCCAUACUUGAUACAAUUAUAAGAAUACCAAAAACAGAAUUUUGCUUUACCGAGACUAAAGCAUAUGCAUACUUUUAGCUAGUGGCCUUGAUUCAGGUAAUGCCUUUAGAGCAUUAUAAAUAUCCAUUUCAUUAACACUGCACCUGAAGAGUAGAUUAGUGUAGCUUUGGCAUUACUUUUUGAAGAGAUUAGAAAAUAUAUAUAUUAUAUAUAGAGAAAACGAAUGUCACUGAUGUAAAUUUUACCAAUUAAUUUAGGUAUUUAGAUGUAACAGGUCAUAUUAUUUCAGUUACCAAGGACAUCCUAAUGGAGAAAUUCAGAAUUCUUAUGUAUGUACUUCCACUGAUAUGAUAAAUAUAUAAUGCAGUCAAAGAAAAAGUUGGGAUAUUACUGCUUUCUUGUGACAGAAAUGCAUUUUCUAUCAUACAAACAGAUCACUGAAAUGAUUUUGUUGGUCUUUUGGAUAAACAAAUACUAUUCAUCAGGACAGUGGAAACACAAUAGUGCCUUAUAACAAUUUAUAUAUUAAUUUGCAUUUUAAUUCAGUAGCCUAGUUCUCUUCCAUUUAGUCAGCUGUAGUAUGAAUAAUUGUUAUAUAGAUGCAACUGCUAAAAUUUUGUUCAGUAAUUAAUGAGAAGUUUAUACAUGUGGCUCUCUCUUACCAGUUCAAAUAAUUAGAGUUAACAGAUAGAGUUUUUUGAUUAACAAGUAAUAUGCUGAUAAAGCAUUCAUGAUAAGAUUAUACUAGUAUGCUUCACAGAAAUGGAAACAGUUGUAUGUUCUAUAAAAAAAAUUAUGAUUUACAGAUUAUAAUAUACGUAGCAACUGAGAUAAUUUAAUGGAUAUAUAAAUCAUCAACUUUGAAUUUGAAAAUAAAUACAUAGAUAAAUAGUGAAUGAGAAAAAAAAAAAUCAAGAAAUAUAUAAAUAAGUAGCUAUCCAUACCCACAGACUAACACACAUAUUUAUGUAUUAUAUGCUGGGAAAGCUAAAUUAAACAGUCCAAUGGGGAGACAAGAUGACAGUUUUAAAUUCAAACUAGAUUUCUUUUUCAGGUUUGGAAGACUACUUCCUCUUCCUUCUCUAAUAAACAUGAAAAUUCAAAUCUAAUGUGGUAUUGUCAUCUGAACUUUCAAAUAAAACUGUUUAAUUAUAUUUUCAUUAUUGUUUCUGCUGUUGGGGUUACUGUAUGUGUUUGUAUGAGGAUUUAUCAAGUCCUUUAAUAUUUGUAUAUGUUUUUUGUUCAGUGUUCAUUGUUCUGUGAGGUGUGUACCAUUGCAAAGCUGACUUGAUAUGUAUUAAAGACUGGGUCCUUGUUUUUUAUUAAUCUAUCAGAAAUAUGGUUUUAUUAUGUCAGUCAUAGUAGAGCACUUAGUCAUUAACAAAUAUGUAUUCUUUGAGAUUUCAUUUUGGACUCUUAAACUAAAGUUAGGAUCUGACAGUGCAGUUCAUUGUACACAGAAAUACAUUUCUGUUAAAAAAGACCAAGGUAUAAUCUCUGCAUAGUAGUUAUACAGGAAGAGGAUUGUUAUGUAUCCAUAAAAAAUAGAAGCUACAGUGGAUCUGACAGACCUUGGAUAUUUUUAUAGCGACAGAUUGUAAGAGAAGUAAUAUCUUUUCACCCAUCAUUUUUGUCAUUCUGUCAUAAGCAUGAAAAAGUGUUAGGCUGUACAUUGAAAUGAAGAAUAAAUAGAGUCCAGUCUUUGAAACUGUCAAAACCUUGUAAAUCAGGAAAUCAUGUGAUAUAUAUAUUCAUGCGAUAAGAUUUUUCAUGUGAAUUACCAAAAUAGAGAGGAAAUGCAUUGAGAUGAAGGGAAAAAACACUUAGCCCACAAAGCCUAUAUUGUUUCCUAUGUUUUAUGGAUGUUCAUCAUUCCAGCAUAAAUGUAAUUACUUCAAUUUUCAAGUGCUACUAACAGCACAAAACCUUGAGAAAUGUUUGUAGUGCACUUAUUUGAAAUCUUGUAUUUAUAUAUAUACUGAAAUACUACAUGUUACACAUUGCUAUUGGUUAAUUAUUUUGGUUUACUUUGUUUUAUUGGUUUUGCCCACUUCCUCUUCAAUCUUUGUGAAGAGUUGAUUCUUUAGAUCUUUACCAUUUCAGUUCCAGAGCCAUAUUUGGAAAGAAAAAGCUUGAAAUUUAUCUUUUGUUUUGAGAGAACUUGAUGUCAAAGUAUUAUAGGAACAUAAGUGUGUGUAUAUUUCAUAUAGAUAUAAGUGUACACACAUUUGUAUACUAUUUCAAGUUGAAUAGACUUUGACUGGCCACUGUGCUUCUGUAAAUAAAUAUGUUGAAUUUCUUUGCUUCAGGAAA